UGAGUUUGGCCUCUCACUGGAGCGCUGCACUUUGGCAGGGGACGACUCAUACACACACACACACACACACACGCACGCACAUUCACACACGCUUCACACACGAACCGGAGGUGAUUUCCAGCUACAGCAGAAGUGCCAUGUCUGAGGCGGUGGUUACAGAUGCUAUGGUGUCCCCAGCAAUGGGUGGCCUGUACGGGGAGAAGACUGGCGGCCCCGUGGUGGACUUCAGUUACGUGGGCAUUGACGCCAUUCUGGAGCAGAUGAGGAGGAAGGCCAUGAAGCAGGGCUUUGAGCUCAACAUUAUGGUUGUGGGGCAGAGUGGCCUGGGAAAGUCUACUUUGAUGAACACACUGUUCAAGUCUAAAGUCAGCCGUAAGUCAGCGCUGGCUAUGACCCAGGAGAAGAUCCCCAAAACAAUCGAAAUAAAGUCCAUCAGUCAUGACAUCGAGGAGAAGGGAGUGAGAAUGAAGCUGACGGUUAUUGAUACACCAGGCUUUGGGGAUCAGAUUAACAAUGAGAACUGCUGGCAGCCCAUCAUGAAGUUUAUUAAUGACCAGUACGAGGCGUACCUGCAAGAGGAGAUAAACAUCAACAGGAAGAAAAGGAUUCCGGACUCCAGAGUCCACUGCUGCAUAUACUUCAUCCCCCCGACCGGACACUGUCUGCGGCCUCUUGAUGUAGAAUUCAUGAGACGUCUCAGUAAGGUGGUCAACAUUGUCCCAGUCAUUGCCAAGGCAGACACACUCACCCUAGAAGAGAGGGACUUCUUCAAAAAGAAGAUCAGGGAAGAGCUGCGAGCCAAUGGGAUUGACGUGUACCCUCAGAAAGAAUUUGACGAGGAUGCCGAGGACCGAAUGAUUAACGAGAAGAUCAGGGAGAUGAUUCCAUUUGCUGUGGUGGGCAGCGACCAGGAGUACCAGGUCAAUGGCAGGAGGCUUCUGGGGAGGAAGACCAAGUGGGGAACCAUUGAAGUUGAGAACAUAGCCCACUGUGAGUUCGCGUAUUUACGGGAUCUCCUCAUCAGGAGCCAUAUGCAGAACAUUAAGGACAUCACCAGCAGCAUCCACUAUGAAAUGUAUCGUGUGAGGCGUCUCAAUGAGAAUAACACGGUGGUGGCUCAUGCUAACGGCAUCCCAGAACAUCAUCUUGCCGCCCACGAGAUGUAGACGCCACCUGCCUCACUGCAGUUGACCUUAACUGGUUUUAAUUCAUUUGCAAAGAGACUUUGACCUUCAAUGACAAUGUCUUCCCACCACUCCAGCCCUCCACUCCAUCCAUCUUUAUCUCACAGGUGGGAUAGAAACUUAAAAGCCUACCAGAGAGACUUUAUUUUCAGUGACAUUCGGCGGCCGUACGGACUGUUCAUGUCAGUUUAUUGCCUCAUUAACAAAUGCUAUCCUCUCACUAUGGCUGACAAAGACAGUGAAGAGAAGUUUGAUUCUUUGUAAUGUGCUGCAGCUUGAUUAUUAUUUUUUUUUUUUUUACUUGCUUCCAGAUCUUACAGUUAACCUCUGGUUUGUACUUGUGGUGCCAAACAUUAGGCAUCUGCCAAACAGAACGGACUGACGCUUAAUAUCUUUCAUCGUCAGAACUGCCUUAAUGAGCAACAUGUUAAUCUCGUCCACUCUUACUUUUUUCAAGUUUGAUGGGUUUUUUUUAGCAGUGCUUAUACGAAUUCAUGUGGUAACAGAAGCACAGUUUUUAUGCACACAGCUGUAUCAACAUAUGUGAGUAGUGAUGAUAUUCAUUAUUCAGUCUGUCAUUGACAAGCAUGUUGGAAGAGUGCUGGGCAGCACUUUGCCAACAUGUGACUCUCAUACUGUCACUCUUGUGAGUGUGAUGCUGUGUCAUUCAGCUCUCUGUCCAUAGUUAAACAAAAAAGGUUAUCAAAUAGCACAUCAUAUGUUUGAGUUUAUCUUUUGUCACAAGUUGUUUUUUGCUUUAACUGUUUGUGUAUGUUUAAACAUGGAUGUCAGGCCCUUAACAUCUUUUUAAAUUCCCAGUUAUAAAUGUCAUUGUUUAUUAAUAGAAAUAUCUUAAGAGUGAUUUAAGAUGAAUAAGUAUUUAUGCACGAUUAUAAAAUGUGAAAGUCUUCAGUUGUGGUCCACUUAUUCAGAUUAUAUACACACACACACUCGCAGACACAUAGAUGCACUCACACAUACCUUUCCUGCUUUUGGGCCCCUCAUAGUGCCUUAUUUAUUGGAGAAUGUUAGCAUUUUGGCUGAAACUGGAAAGAGAGCAGCUUUGUUGGUGCCAAGUUGACUACAUAUAGACAUUUUUUUUUUAAUCCUUUUCCCUUGUUUAUCUGGAAAAAGAAAUCUAGCCUUCCAGCAGACCUUUUCUUCUAUUUUCCAUAAUAUACCAAGGAUCUUUGUGUUUUGAAGCAUAUAUAAUUCCCUAAGCUGUCACUGUCAUGCUCUGUCCUGUAUAUUCUUCUGUGUUCUGAUGCAUUUUUGUACUUGUAUUAUUGAUGAUAACAAAUUUUCCUUUAUCUUAUUUUAAAGAAAUAAAGAUUAAAAGUUGUAAAUAUA
Molecule: messenger RNA, 2534 nt
Organism: Micropterus dolomieu (smallmouth bass)
Lineage: Eukaryota; Metazoa; Chordata; Actinopteri; Centrarchiformes; Centrarchidae
Product: septin-9-like
Exons: 10
Coding region: 138-1166 (342 amino acids)
Biological process (GO): cytoskeleton-dependent cytokinesis
Cellular component (GO): septin ring; septin complex; microtubule cytoskeleton
Molecular function (GO): molecular adaptor activity; GTPase activity; GTP binding
Source: RefSeq, a predicted model, not a curated record